GCCAUGCAGGAGAGAGCAGCACAGGUGAGGCUGUUAGUUGCCUGCUAAUGAGGACACCUGUUAAAGUGAUCCAGAAAAGGUGCCUUUUUGCUAGGCGCUGGAGACAUGUGCGAGAGCUGCUGGCAGAGGCUGCUGCCCACUGAUCAAAACGAGACACUUUUUUCUUGUUGGCCUUUAAGUCCUCUUUCACCAUUCUAUACAAUGGGAAGAGUAGAGUUCUACGCUCUCUGGUCUCUUUUGGAAGCUCCUCGUCAACUGAUCAGCAAGGGAGGACGGCUGAGUUUCCAACUUCCACUUCCACCACCCCUUCCCAAACAACUGAUUGUCUUUGGCCUUGGCGACUGGAGCUCUUACACCAUGGACACUUGUAUCACAGUGCAGCUCAUAACUGGAGAGACACAGAAACAGCCUUUAGGCAUGCUGUCGGCUGACUCCAGGUCCCUUGUGUGGGAAGGAGAAUGGAGUCGGAACAUUGUCAUGGAAUGUGUAAAGCUGGCAGCUCAAGGAAUUCCAGCAAAGCUUUCCCUUAUAGUUACUGGGCAGGUGCUGAAAGCCCCAGGGUUCAGCAGCAGCACUCCAGCUAGAAGGCGACUAAGUGUGGGUCUACCCAAAUCCCCUUUACUGUCUGAGAGUACCAUUGCACCUGUCAGACCUCUGGAGGACAAAAGUCAGCCAGGAGAGGUCAUAGGACUGGUAGUCGGUGGCACACAAAAAGAUUCUCCCCCUCUUAAAAAGUUAGCUGUAAAUCUACCUCCCCACAGUAUACAGGGAGGAAAAGGUGGCCAGGAGAAUCUUAAGAUGUCAAACUGGAAGCCAAGGAACCCCCGAAGACUACGCUUUAGCAGCAGAGGGUCUGAGGAAGGUUCUGACUCAGCAGUGUGCCCCUCUCCACGGUGGUACCAUUGCAUCUGUCUUUGUGAUCCAGAAACUGCAAUCUUGAUUGGUGGGGAAGGAGCCAACCAACAGCCCUGUAAGGACUCUCUCUGGAAGUUGGAAAUUGACAACGAUUUUUGGUUCCCCAUGGAUAAACUGUGUGCUGGCCCUUUCCCCCAAAGUUCUCGAGGCCACACUGCAACCUUUGACCCGGAAACAAAAAAAUUGUUUGUGUACGGUGGUAUGAAGGAAAGAAGUAAGUUUAACAAUGUCUACAUACUGGACACUGUGGAAUGGAAGUGGACACUGGUAACUGCAGUGGGAAAGGUGCCCACAUUGUCCCAUCACAGUGCUACAAUGUACCAGCGAGAGUUGUACGUGUUUGGAGGACUGUGUUCACAGUCUGGCACAGAGAGCUGCUGCAACUCUCUUUAUAUCUUCAACCCUGAUUACAAUAUCUGGUACCAGCCCAUUGUUGAGGGUGAACGGCCACUUCCAAGGUUUGGUCAUACCGCCACAUUGCUUGGGAAUCGUGUAGUGAUAUUUGGGGGCCGUCGCUCCCCUUCACCAGUUUAUCUUAAUGACUUGUACAUCUUGGACCUUGGUUACAUGGAAUAUUCAACAGUUUCCAUUUCUGCUUCUAUGGAAAAACCUUCACCACGCAGUUUUCAUGCAGCAGUACAGGUCUCUGAUCACAAGUUUCUGGUCCAUGGAGGCUUCUCUUUGCUUGGGCCCCUUAGUGAUGCAUUCAUCUUUGAUAUAGAUACUUUGUCUUGGAGCUCUGUUAAGUUUGGGGAUUUGCCACCCAUGUCUCGAGCUGGUCACACUUUACUGAACCUCACCUCAUAUCAUCUGACUGAUGCUGAUAAAGAGAAGCACAGGGGACGUAGUAUUUGCAGUGUACUUAUCACUGGAGGCUCAGAUGGUUCUGGAACCUUCUACUGUGACACUCCUAAACUGCAAUUGGGUAUUGACUGAUCCACCUAUGCCAUGUUGUGUUAAACACAAAAAAUAGAGUUUUAUAAAUAUAAUGCACUACCUUUUGAUAAAAAGUCCCAAUUGUGCACUUGAACAAUUUAAAGGGGUUGUUCACCUUUUAACUUUUAGUAUGAUGUAGACACUGGUACUCCAAGACAAUUUGCAACUGGUUUUCAUUUUUUAUUCUGUGUGGUUUUUCAGUUAUUUAGUUUUGUGUUCAUUAGCUUUUCAGUUUGGAAUUUCAGCAGUUAUUUGGUUGCUAGGGUCUUGUUUACCUUAGCAAUCAGGGAGU
Xenopus tropicalis (tropical clawed frog) is the source of this 2143-nucleotide messenger RNA. RefSeq names its product tip elongation aberrant protein 1. The record is from RefSeq and is a predicted model, not a curated record. NCBI's taxonomy places the organism in Eukaryota, Metazoa, Chordata, Amphibia, Anura, Pipidae. Bases 106 to 1851 code for a protein of 581 amino acids. The transcript is spliced from 12 exons.